Messenger RNA from Colletotrichum spaethianum, 2793 nucleotides. RefSeq names its product SET domain-containing protein 5. Gene Ontology annotation, molecular function: protein binding. NCBI's taxonomy places the organism in Eukaryota, Fungi, Ascomycota, Sordariomycetes, Glomerellales, Glomerellaceae. The coding region runs from base 1 to 2793 and encodes 930 amino acids. The record is from RefSeq and is a predicted model, not a curated record. The transcript has a single exon.
AUGACCGAAAAGCUGCAGCCACUGUCGACGCAGACCGCGACUCCUAGUCAGACCCUCUUCGCUCCGAGCGUGCCCGUCUCCACCCAUAAUGUUCCGCGAAAGGUUGAGACGGUAGAGGAAGAAGAGCCGUACACGAUCAAGUGUAUCUGCAACUUCUCUGAUGAUGAUGGAAACACGAUCUACUGCGACACGUGCGACACAUGGCAGCACAUCGACUGCUUCUACCCGGACAGUCGCGAGGAGGCUCUCCGCGAGGAUUUCGCCCACUCUUGCGCUGACUGCAAACCGCGCCCGCUGGAUCGUCAAAAGGCCAUUGAGCGUACCCGUCGACUCAAGAAUGGCGGCACUACGGAAGGUGCCCCCGAUAAGAAGGUCAAACGCCCGCCAUCCAAGAGCCACAAGAAGAAACCAAAACCAACGGAUUUACAAUUGAAUGGCCAUCCUAUGGGCCAAGAGAACGCAAAGCAUGGGAGUCCGAGCGAUCAUCCUCACCCGGCCAAAAAGGCGAAAACAUCUCACCGGCCGUCCCACUCGAUAAGUUCACAGAGUGCGAAGAGGAGCCCUUCCUACGGGAACGGCCGCUCUCAGCCAAACGGGCACCCUCCAAGCCCUGCCACGACUCCUCCGGACCUUCCGAGCGAUUUCCAAAUACACAACUACUCUGACGGCUUCCUCUCUAUGAGCAAGGAAGCAGACGUGCCCAUCACACAAAUCAAUUCAUUUGCCAGUCUUUUGGUCUCAAACACCCUUUCUGUUUGGGUCCGCGAACCACUUCGUCUGAGGAAAGACACUGGCGGAGAACUCAAUGAUGUGUUUGCCAAACUUCCCAAAGAUAUCGACGCUCAGAAGCGCCAGCUGCACGUCGAAAGCAAGAAACUACCCCUUACUUCUGACACAGUGCUUCGGUGGCAGUACCUUGCAACCCCCACUGCCAUUGAGAAAGACGUGCCUCUGAUUGAGCUCAACGGCGUCAUUGGCUUUCAGAAGGACUACUGCGACGACCCCGACAACCUAUGGGAAGAACUCUCAUCGCCGCUCCCUUUCGUUUUCUUCCACCCGAUGCUGCCGCUAUACAUCGACACGAGGAAAGAAGGUUCUCUCGCCCGCUUCGCCCGGAGGAGUUGCAAGCCCAAUGCCGUUCUCGACACCUAUCUCUCUGGCCAAUCCGAAUACCAUUUUUGGCUUGUGAGCGAUCGGCACAUUGCUGCAAAUGAGCAGAUUACGCUUCCAUGGGAGUUUAGGCUACCCAAGAAGUUCCAGGCCCGUAUGCAUCACCUCCUAGGGGUGGCCGACGACGAUUCUCAAGCCCAGAACGAGUCUGAAAUGGACGACGCAGAAUACCAAACGCUAUCCGGCUGGAUUCAUCGGAUAUUAUCCGAACAUGGCGGCUGCGCGUGCGACUUGGGUGCCAACUGUGCCUUCGCUCGUUUCCACAGACAAUACCAAGCGAAGAUGCAGUCUCGUCCUGCCGUCAAGAAGAAGCCGCGGAAACCCAAAACCCACACCAUUUCUCCCACCAGCACCGGCCAGGCCACCAACAGCCGGGCAGCUAGCGAAGGCCACCAUGAUGACCCCGACAAUGAUGCUCGAUCGGUAUCGGAACGCAGCAAGCCCCCCAGUCGCGAUCGCACGCCGUUACGUCAAGGUUCCCUUGACCGACCCGGCAUUCUUACUGAACCUACAGACAGGGACAAACGAAAAGUUCAAAUGGUCGAAGACUCUUUUCGACGCAUGGAGCAGCAACAGCCGCCGCGCAAGAAGAAACGCACUUCCGACGGUACCGGGUCCAAGACGAAGCAACGAAACUCGACCAGCAACGCGUCUACUGGCACUUCCAAUUACGUUGACGCGAGCACAUCAAGAAGCAAGUCGAAUUCUCCCUCCAACGGCGUCUCGCCAACAGGGCAGAAUCCCUUCAAGGCCCCGACGCAUCAGAAUGGCUCUGUUGCAACGCAGUCUAGACGGGACUCCUCUGGACCUCGUCCUGUGUACUGCGAUGCUUCUGUGCAAACCGACCCAGUCGAGGGUGAAUGGUAUAGCGAGCCUGUUCAGACCCCGAGGCCACGUCGUCGGAUCAUCUCCCUGUCUCAACGACUCCUCAACAACCGUCAUCGACUACGCUGCGACGAGGUUGAGAGGCGCAAGUCACUUCCAUCGCCUUCAGCACAGGAACCGACGCCUAUGGACGUGGACCUUCCGGCUGAUCACAAACCUGUGAUGGGCUCCCCGACGCCAUCCAAGGAAUUGACUAACGGACAAAUCACAUCGCCCGUUGUGGUAGCAGUCGAAGACGUGGCUAUGGCAGACGCCCCAACGAGUUCACCAAGCACUCUCAAGUCCCCCGUGCAGACUGAUACUCCCAUGGACACGCAGCUCAACAGUGCCAAGAGUCCUUCGAAGACUAAAUCACCAGAACUGCGGGUACAGAUGCCUCCCGUCCCCACUUUCAACGGCCCCGUCUUUGGAACCCCAAACACGACAACGCCAUCCCCCUUGUCGACAGGCAAUCUUCCUAGUCCGUUCGCACCAUCUGCCGUCAAUGGCGUCGCAGCGCAUCCGAGUCCUGUCAAGAAGAAGCUGAGCCUCAGCGACUAUACCAAAAGCAGGAUGAACAAGGCCAAGAGCACUGGCGGACUCAAGACACCGCUUUCAGGUACUGAGGAGUCGAAGCCGGCACUCGAUGUGAUUAUGGAUUCACCGGUCGUGGAGAAGAGCACAGAUGUCUUGACACCCGUCACGGGCAAUACGGGCAACUCGAUUCCCGCUGCCGCGGCAACAAACACUUCCUUGUAA